UUGAUUUCGCAAAUAUCAGGCGUUGUUUCAGUCUGGCGUCGGGGCGGUGUGUUCCCAGGCUCUGGGAAGGUCUUCUGGUGUCUACAUAUAGGAUUUGUUUCUGGCUCUGCAGACGUGAAGGAUCUCUCCCUGUGGAAGGCUCUUCAGGUAGGCCCCUAUACUCUGAAGACUCGAAGAUCCUCCUAAUUGUGUUCUUCCUUAUCCUGAUCAUAACGAAGAAAGCCCAAGCCCUAAGUGAAGCAGUAGAAGGAAAUAUGGAAUUUGCUACAAGUGUCUUCAAGGAUACGACCUCUGUGUCUUCCCAAGACGAGGCUCCCCUAGACAAAAAUGUUUUUUCCUCCCCUGUAGGCAUUUCAUCUGCUCUUUACAAAUGGGAAAUCUUGGAAAGUUUGACCCCAAACAACGAUCCAGAAAAUAAAGUCCAUCCGCUCUAUUCCAAUCAAUCCCAGGGGUGGAAUGAACCACAGAGCAAAAGUGGAAAUGCGAUCUUUAUUGACAACUCCCUGACCUUGCAUAAGAACUUUCAAGGUGAUGAACAAAACGACGGCCAUGACAAAAUGAUGAAGGUCGACUUCCGUCACCCAAAAGGAGCUGAAAAGGAAAUAAAUGAUUAUGUGAAGAGUAAGACUGAAGGCGAAAUUAAGGAUGUUGUCAAGGAUCUUUCCAAAGACACAAAGAUGGUCCUGAUCAACUAUGUUCUGUUUAAGGGGAAAUGGAAGGAACCUUUUCAUCCAGGUAAUACAAAAGUUGAGAAGUUCUUCGUUGAUGAGAAGACAGCGGUGGAUGUUCCAAUGAUGAAUCUCACGGGGCGCUUCAACAUUUGCCAUGCCACGGAUCUCCCUUGUACAGUGGUGGAGCUUCCGUACAAGGAUGACGCAUCCGUGAUUAUCGUCAUGGCCGAGCGGCGCAAGAUCAACGAGGUAGAGCGAGGAAUGUCCGCUGAGACCGUACAACGGUGGAAGACAUUGUCCACGGAAAUGUCCAUACAACUUUCCAUUCCUAAAUUUUCUAUUAAUUCAACUAUAGACGCCGCUGACUACUCAGGGAUUACUUGCAAUGUCAACCUCAAACUGGGAAAAGUUCAUCACAGAGUUAAGAUAACUGUAGAUGAGGAGGGGACAGCGGCGGCUGGGACUGCGGUGUUGAAGGACAUUCCUACCGAGGCUCAGUGCAAAGCCAAGAUAAAUGUGGAUGAGAAGAAGACGGAGGCCGGCGAGGACCAUGUAUUGGAGGCCGUUCCAAUGAAACCUUCUCCCCCGCUUGUUUUUAAUCGUCCGUUCUUACUUAGUAUUUUUGACCAGAAAAUGGAUACUAUUCUCUUCAAGGGUAAAGUUGUAAACCCCAAGAAAUAAUAAUAAUUCUCAGCACACGUCACUGUUGUGCCUUCAAUAAAGAUUAUUCUUCAUUCUCA
Messenger RNA from Rana temporaria (common frog), 1411 nucleotides. RefSeq names its product alpha-1-antitrypsin-like. Gene Ontology annotation, molecular function: serine-type endopeptidase inhibitor activity. The transcript is spliced from 6 exons. Bases 255 to 1352 code for a protein of 365 amino acids. The record is from RefSeq and is a predicted model, not a curated record. Lineage: Eukaryota; Metazoa; Chordata; Amphibia; Anura; Ranidae. Gene Ontology annotation, biological process: negative regulation of endopeptidase activity.